AUGUUGGUUGACAGUGAUUAUGAAAGUGAGUAUGAUGACAUGUUGUAUGAUAGUUAUGUUGAUAAUGAAGCUAAAUGGACUGGGUUGAAUAGUAAUAGGCAGAAAGAAAAAACAACAGACAAAAGGCAACAGUUAGAACUCAGUGAUACAGAUGUUGAUUCUGAGGAGAUUUUAAGCUGCUUUAGUUCAUCUGAUGGAGAGAAUCAUGGAAGAAAACAUAAAAAAAUUCAAGUAUUUAGGGCAGAAAAUGAUGAGGAAGACCCAUAUUUUAAAAUGGAAGAUGUGGUCAAAAUGGGCAAAAAGAGGAGGACUUGUACUGUUACACUGCCAGAAGGAAACCAAGCUGAAAGGAGCCAAGCUGGGGGAAGCCAAGCUACUAUGAACCAAGCUGGAGGCAGCCAAAAUGUUGUUAGCCAAGGGGGAGAGAGUCAAGCUAUUGGGAAAGGUAGCUCUUGCUUUGAACAAGUAAUUGCUGCAAAGUAA
This is a messenger RNA of Ilex paraguariensis (yerba mate), 483 nucleotides long. NCBI's taxonomy places the organism in Eukaryota, Viridiplantae, Streptophyta, Magnoliopsida, Aquifoliales, Aquifoliaceae. The record is from the annotation of a GenBank genome assembly.